AUGACCGACUGGUCGAUCAUGGAUCACGAUUGGCCCACUUACGACCCUUAUCAGUACUAUAACUACUACCAGGAAGCCCAGCCCCCGCAGAUCGCGCCGCCCGCGCAGGCUUAUAUGCCGCCGUCUCCAACCUUGACAUUGCUGCUUUCGUCUCCGGAUCUCACGACGCCGCAGCCUCUUGCUAACGAGAUGCAGCACGCCAACCCUCCACCGCCUCCUAAAAGAGAUAACCCGAGGGAGAUUCGCAACAAAGCUGAGAAGCAGAGACGCGACAAACUCAACCAGUCAAUAUCGGAGUUGGCGUCGAUGGUGCCCCCGGUAGUCGCUGCCAGUCGCAAGAUUGAGAAAACCGGCGUCCUCAGAUUGACUGCACAUUAUUUACGUGCUCAUCAGUACGUGUUUGGAGAUUCUAUCAAUAAGUCAAAUAAGGAGUUCAAGCCGUCCUGUGUGCAAGCACUUUUGGCUCACCUGAAUGGAUUCCUUAUCACCACUACCUACAAAGGCAUAGUGGUUGUUGCCUCAAAGAACGUGCAACGCUAUCUCGGAUAUACUGAGCUCGAGUUAUUGGGCCACAAUAUUUUAAACAUCGUACACGAAGAUGAUCGUGAAUUGAUGAAGGAACAGAUUAUGCCUCAGCCUCAUAUGCUGGGCAUCAAUGGAGAACUGCUGGUGCCAAACGAGCCGAACGCAAGUCAAAAGAUUGCUGAAGCACUGGCUAGCGAUAAGAGAAGAUUCAUGGUCAGAUUCAAGAAAUUAAGCCAGCGUUCUGAGCCGAGCCAGUACAUAACGUGUCACGUGGAAGGUUCACUCCGGAAGGCAGAUUCAGCGUGUCGUGGAUACAAUCGCUGUUGUCAAAUGGUCCGGCGUGCACGUUCUCGAUGUGACAACUCUGGCUCCAGUGGCAAUGACGUAGUGUUCGUAGGUGUCGUGCGUCCGGCGAGCGACACUUUUAUAACCGAGAGUGAAAUGGAAUCGUUCAGUAUGGAGUACCGUACCAGACAUUCGAUCGACGGGCAGAUAAUACAAUGUGAGCAGCGCAUUGCCCUCGUGACAGGGUACAUGACGCACGAAGUGUACGGCGUGAAUGCAAUGAACUUCAUGCAUCGGGAUGACGUCCGCUGGGUGAUCAUCGCACUCAGAGAGAUGUACGAUCAACAUCGUCUAUUCGGUGAAUCCUGCUAUCGUCUGAUGACUAAAACCGGACAGUUCAUCUACAUGAGAACCAGAGGCCGUCUAGACGUGGACCAAGGGUCUAGAGCUGUGACCAGUUUUGUUUGUACCAACACCGUGGUAGAUGAAAAAGAAGGCCAAUAUCUGAUUAAAAUGAUGAAGAAGAAAUUUACACUGUUGGUAAAUAACAAUGAAGAACCUCCAGAAGAAGAAGAGAUUAAAGAUACGAAUGACAGUCAAGUCGUCCCUGUAGAGGAUCCCAGGCAGUUGGAGAAAGUCAUACUGCAUCUUGUGACCAAUUUACCGUCUCCAGAUAUAGACGACAUUCCGCCCAGUAUUUCACCGGAACGUUUUGACUCGCCGUCCUUCCGUUUAUCCAUCAUACCACCAAGGAAAGAGAGGAUUGUGAAGGCCAUAGAGAAAAUAUACAGCAUUAUAUCGCCGUUGCCGAAGAGCCGAAGCAGCACAUACAGUUAUGAAGAUACAAACGAAGCUAGUACCUCAUUUUGUAGUACAGUAACUGAUGUAAUGCCGACUCCUCAAUUGGAACCUGACGAUGUGCUGCCACCACUUACAAUGAUCGCCACUUCAUCGAACCAAGAUAUAACAGAGACUAGGUUACCGAACUUCAGCAACAUAUACUAUCGUCACCCGACUGACAUGAUUUCCAAUGAUAAUAAUUACUACAACACUGCAGAAACCGAAAUAGACUCAUUGACACACAACAUAACAAACCCAACUGGUCAUUACAGCGGUACAGCUUCAAUAACGUUUACCAAUGUUGGUUCAAAUAACCAAUCGGAUUAUUCAGGGAAUGCCAACGGAUCAGGCAUCAGGUACCAAGUGUACGUUGCUCCGCCAGAUGACAUAAACCAAUAUCAAUCAGGCACGAACGUAUCAGAGAUUGCUACACAACCUGGUGUGAAGCGUUCUAGCGAUGGUAGAGAUCAAGAAACCGUGUCGAGGAAGAAAGUCGCUGCCAGGAAACCGGAGUUUACUGAACAGAACUAUGACCCAGAGCCUCCCAUGUUCGAUAACUUCUUCGAUGAUGACCUUCUGAAUACAUCGUUUUCUCAAAUCGACUCAGCCAUCGACUCGCUUGAGCCUUCUAUAAUUGAUCCGUCAUUCCCAGAAUUACUGAUCUCCACCGAAGUUCAAGAAAUUCUUCGAGAAAUCGACCAUCCCGAAGAAUCUCGUCGCAACAACUAAAAAUGGGAAUUAUUGAAUAACUG
Achroia grisella is the source of this 2402-nucleotide messenger RNA. It is a transcript of the gene BmMET2, whose product is annotated as hypoxia-inducible factor 1-alpha-like. Gene Ontology annotation, cellular component: nucleus; aryl hydrocarbon receptor complex; cytoplasm. Gene Ontology annotation, biological process: regulation of transcription by RNA polymerase II. The record is from RefSeq and is a predicted model, not a curated record. The transcript has 10 exons. Bases 1 to 2379 code for a protein of 792 amino acids. Lineage: Eukaryota; Metazoa; Arthropoda; Insecta; Lepidoptera; Pyralidae. Gene Ontology annotation, molecular function: protein dimerization activity; DNA-binding transcription factor activity, RNA polymerase II-specific; RNA polymerase II cis-regulatory region sequence-specific DNA binding.